UUGCCCUUCACUGUGCGCGUUGCGGCAGGGCAAAAAUUAAUUUUUAAUUGCAGAUCGUACCUUUUUACGUAUUUGGUGGUCAACAUUGAACGGACAGCAUGAAGAAAAUGUUUGCAAGCGUGAGAAUAAAAUAAAAUUAGCAUGUAUGAGGUGUGAGGAAUACGAACGGCACAUUAAACGGUGCUGUUAUUGCAUUUCUUAUCGCACCCCCUUAUUUUGCCAUCCCUUCGCACCCCCAUGAAAAGCACCACAAAUCCGCACAUCGAUCCCCAAGAAGUGGCGCGUUUAACCCGCAAAACAGCACAGGCCCUACGAAAAUCAUUCUUCAAGUCGCCAGACUACGCCACGGCAUGCAUCCACACAUCGGCCCUAGCCCUGCUCACCACACCUUUGAACCACUACAAAUGUGCGCUUCUCCAGAUCAUGCUCAAGGAGAACUCCGAUGCGAUGUUCAGCAUGCUUAAGGCAGCCGAGUUUAGCGCGUAUUUCUAUGAGCGGGCGGGUAUGCUCAGCUUUGUGAACGGAUGCUAUUCUGUGGGCGGGAACGCGUUUGUUAAGGGAUAUGAGAUGGUUGGGGAUGAUAGGGUGUUUGGAAGUGUUAGGGGAUGGGCUGGGGAGAGGGAGAGUAUUGUUGUGGAGAUGAUGAGGACGGGGAAGGACUGCGAUGUUGUUGAGGAUUACGAGAGGUACUGCUGUGCGAGGGCAGAACAGAACAGCACAGGUAGCGGUAACAGCGCAGGUAACACAAAUAUUGUCAAUCCACCGGUGCACCUCUCCACGCUCUCAUACAUCCCCGUUACCGAUACAUCGCUGCCAUCCACAAAGCUAAAUUACCUGCACAACGCCCACGUUCUCUACAAAAAGGCCCAAAUGCCAAAAACAGCAGAUCUGAUAAAAUUAAAAAUACUGAAGGAAUGCAUCAUCCAGAGGAAGUACGAUCAUGCCGUAUACUACGCACACGCCAAUACGGAUGUGAUGAGAAUGUUGCUGUUUCUGAACGGUGGUGAGGAUGAAGAACUGAGAGUUAUGGAUGAGAGUGAGGUUAGGAUGAUGGGGAUUGAUGAGUGUGGAGGGAUGUUGGUUGAGGAGGUGUUGGGGAGAAGGAACAGCGAGUAUGAGCUGUUGUAGGGUGCACGUUAAGAUUUGUUGGAUUCUUAGGUUUGGUGUUUUGAUGAGUGAAUGAAUGAGUGAUGGAGUGAUGAAGCAUGGCAAUGAAGUAGUAAAUAAAUUGGUGCGUGGCAUUCACACAGAGAUAAAUAAAAAGCACCGAACAUUCGCA
Vavraia culicis subsp. floridensis is the source of this 1279-nucleotide messenger RNA. RefSeq lists its product as uncharacterized. The record is from RefSeq and is a predicted model, not a curated record. The transcript has a single exon. Bases 238 to 1128 code for a protein of 296 amino acids. NCBI's taxonomy places the organism in Eukaryota, Fungi, Microsporidia, Pleistophoridae.